GCGUCUUAUAGAUAUGGUUCCUUUAACUGGACAUAGUUCUGACGCCCGUCCGCAUUUUGUGCCCCUCUUACUAGGCGCAUACAUAUGGUGCACGCCGGUCGCAUAGCCUUUACUAAUUACGAUCGUGGCAACUUACGGUGUGUGGAGCCUGAGUAGCGCAGCUGCUUCUUUACGGAUUCGCCAUGUCAAGGCUAUUUCGCAGCUAUCAUAUCUCUGAGUCCGACAAGGAUAACAGCCCGAAGGUAAAACCGGCGCCACUGCGGCCCGACGAACAGCUGAAGCGUGGCGCGAGUGGCGAGGAGCCAAAUCUUCCAGGAGAGCAGGCUGUCCACGACCAAAGCGCGACCUUGGAUAGCAUGCAGAUUGACCCGGAUGAUGCGCGUUUAGUAUCCGCGCUACCGGAGGCACCCCAGGCGCCAAAUCCCACAGCUCUGCAUCGGCGCUCAGGCUCUGCAGGUCCGGACGCAAUCGCUUCAAGAGCUUCAGACCUUAACAAAGCGCACCGACAAGUUGAUGGAUUGAUAGCUGUAUCAGAACAGCAACGCUCCUGCGUUGACAAUCCAUCCCUGCAACCGUCAGCGGAAGCAAUUCCCCAGCUGCAAGCCCAACCUGCUGCCCAGACCCUGCAGCCAAUAGCAGAAACAUUAGCACGAGCACCAGCUGCCCCCACUACCGUUGCCGGUGGUAUUCAAGGUGCUUCCGAUGACUACAUCAGCGACGAUGAUGACGUUCCUUUGGUGCCUCGCAGCAAGCGGCAACGGCUAGUCCAGCAAGACGCAUCAGCACGAAGCGAAGAGCACCAGCAACCAGCUGCGGACCUGCAGGGCACCGCCCAACCCGCUGCCGCCGUACUCGUCAAGAAGGAGGAGGAGCACGACGGUGUGGGUGCGGGUGCGGGCACAUGUCGGCAGUACAUCCUACGGGGUCGCCCCCUGGCCAGCCCCACACAACAGGCAGGCGGCAGCAGCACCGCCGCCGCUGCUGCUGCUGCUGCUGACGUGUUAAGACCCACCACUCGCCAGGUCGCCGCUCAGUUGCUGGACACGGGUUCGGAUUCCGAGGAUGCGGUUGUUGUUGUGAAGGAUGAGCCCAGCAGUCCGCAGCGAACGGGAGCCAGGAGGAGAAAGGGCGCAGCAGCAGCGGCAGGAGGAGCAGCAGCAGCAGGAGGAGGAAAGGUUGGCAGGCCCAAGGAGGAGGAGGAGGAGGAGGAGGGCGCCCCCAGGAGGCUCACCCGCAGCAGCAAGAGGGCUGCACCGGCGGCGGGGGUGGGGGCGUCUGCGGCGGCGACUCGGGAGGAGCCACCGCGGCGGCUUACCCGCCGGGCAGCUGCAGCGGCAGCGGCGCGGGUGAAGGAGGAGCCGGAGGGCAGCGAGGAGCAGGAGGAGGAGGAGGAGGAGGAGCAGCCACAGCCUCGUCGUGUCACGCGGGGUGCCGCUGCUGCGGCGGCGGCGGCGGCUGCACGCAAGACGAGCCAACCGAAGCAAAAAGCGCAGAAACAGCAGCAACAGCCACGGGGGCGGCGGCGACGGCUUUCCUCCAGCGAGUCGGACCCGGACUAUCACGACGGCAGCAGCAGCAGCAGCGAGCAGGAGGUGGAGGACGAUGAAGACGAGGAGGUGGAGGAAGAGGAGGCAACGGGGCAGGAGGGUAAAGGCAAGGCAAGAGCAGGCAGCAAGGCUGCGGCCGGCGUCAAGGGAGGAGGAGCUGCAGCUGCACGGCAGCGACCCCCGCAGCAGACCCGACGGCGGAGGCGGCAGCAAUCGGUGGACAGCGAGGAUGAAGGUACGGCAGAGGCGGAGAAGGAGACGACGACCCCGGAGGCGGAGGACGACGACGAGGAGGAGGAGGUGCUGACGGCUAGGAAGGGUAGGAGGAACGCCGCCGCUAACGAGCCUGAGGACGGUAACGGCGGCGGCGGCGGUGCGGGUCGGCGCCUGCGUCGUCUGGGUGCCGGCGGCAAGCGGGUUGCUGACGUGGACAGCAGCAGGGCGGCAGCAGCGGCAGCAGCAGCAGGUGCCAAGUUGGAGGACGGCAGUGCGUCAGAGCUGCUGGAGGAUGAGGGAGUGGAGCUGAGGGGGGCGGCAGGGGGGGCAGCGGAGGAGGAGCAGCCUGGAGGUGGAGGCAGGGGUGUAGGCGUUACGUCGGCGGGGCGUCGCAACAUGCGCAGUCGGCCGCAGCGGAAGGCGCUGACGACGCGGAGCAUGCGCGACCGCAUUCGCCGGAAGCUGUCGGGAGUGGCGCCGGAGGAUGAAGACGAAGACGAAGAGGAGGAGGAGGAGGACGACGACGCCGGGCUCGAUGACCAGGAGGAGGAAGAUCCGGCCGGUUUGACCGGCGCUUACGGCGCCGCCACCACCGCCGCCGCCGGCCGGUCAUCGUACGGCGGGGGUGACUGCCGCCGUCAGCGGCUGCCCAUGCAUCCCGGGCUGCAGGGGGAGGGGGGUGACGACUACGAGGCUGGUAUUGCCAUGAUGAUGGAUGCCAGUGAUGAGGAGGGGGAGGGGGAUGGAGGAGGAGGAGGAGGAGGGGGUGCGGCGGCUAAGCGGGCGAAGGCGGGGGCUGGCGGCAAGAAAGGCGGUCAAGCGGGGAGAGGAGGAGGCGAGGAGGAGGAGGAAGAUGACGAUGACAGCUUCAUUGAUGAUGGGGAGGUGGAGUGUGAGCCUUCGGACGGUGAGGAAGAGGAAGAGGAGGCCGAGGAGAAGAAGAAGCAGAAGAGGGGUAAGAAGCGGCGGCGGCGUGGCGGCGCGUCCAAGGGAAGUGACGAGGAGGGGGAGGAGGGGCGCAGCACCUACUUGUCGUCUCCUGCCUUCAAGUGUGUGGGACUGAGCAGUCACCCCUUCGAGAACUUCAAGAAGUGGGCGAUCUUGCUCAUGUGCGACAUCCUGCGGGUGCAGAUCGGCGACGACAGCGAGGAGGAGGCGAGGCGGGAGCAGUUCCUGAACCAGGCGGCUCGCAGGCGCUUCGAGCAGGACAUCAAGGACAGCUUGGGUCGCACCCGCUCCUUCCACUGGGUCACGGCUGACAAGAAAUACGGACUCAGCAAGCUGCUGGAGCGCUACCCCGCGCUCUACAUCCGCGGCAUGACCUCCCUCGACUUCUACGGCGACCCCGGCAAGCGCGCCGUGAUUGCGGAGAUCAGGGCGGAGGAGGACUACGCGGCGGAGGGGUACCACAUGGGUGACGAGAUGGGCGAUUCCCACUGCACCGUCUGCAACGCCCAUCGCACGCACCGACUGCACGAGAUCACCCUGGGCGGCGACCCGGUGGACGCGGAGGGGCGCGACGUGGAGGAGGAGGAAGAUGACGACGAAGAGGACGAGGAUGUGGAGGUGCUUGGAGCAGGAAGAGGACGAAGGGGAGCCGAGAAGCCGCCGAUCAUCACGGCUGGCGGCAUGUGUUGCGACCGGGUGGUGCUGUAUCAUGCGCUGGCUCACCUGAAGCGGCGCAUGGUGGCGGCCCUGACGGCCAAGCUGAAGGAGGUGCUGCACCGCAUGCACGCGUACCUGGGGAGGCCCGAGGGCGCCCUGCUGCCCGGGGAGACGCGCGCCGCCGCCCUCACCCGACUGCUGGCUGACGAGCGGGCGCUGCAGCGCAUGCACAAGGAGUACGAGGAGGUGAUGGACGCAGCCAAGAUGCUGCACAGCACGGAGAACCGACAUAACGAGAGGUUCAGGCCGGGGCGCAAGGUUUCGGAGGCUAUCUUUGGUUUGCACCCCUCGGUGGACGGCUAUGAGUCGCCCAUUCCCGGUGUGCCGACCGAGGAGGAGGAGGAGGAAGACGAGGAGGGAGAAGAGGGCGGCGAGGAGGAGGGCGAGGGCGAGGAGGGGCAGGAAGAGGAAGGGGACGAUGAGGAGGGCGGCGGCAGUGGGAAAGAGGGCGACGACGGCGGCGAAAGCCCUCGUGAUGAGAACAGCGGUGGGGGUGGGGAUGACGAUGACGACGACGAUGGUAAGGGCGGCCGCGGCGGUGGCGGUGGCGGUGGCGGUGGCGGCAGGCGGCGGCGAGUUAAGGUUGUGCUUGACUUCGAUGAUGAUGAUGAUGAUGAUGAUGCACCGGACGCGGAAGCCGGGACACGGCAGGCAGGUGGGCAGCAGGGCGGCAGAGGCGGCGGCGCUGCUGCAGCCGCACCUAGCGGGGGCGCCACCACCCGCUGCACCCCGGCGGAGGCACUCGGCGGCGCUGCUGCUGCUGCUGCGGCGGCGGCGGCACCUCCGCUGUCGCCUGCUGCCGUACAUCUGCGUGAGGAGACGCGCCGUCGGAGGUCCGAGGCGUUAGCGACGGCUGCCAGAGCCGCCGCUGACGCCGCCACAGAGGCCGCAGCGCGGGCGGACGCCCAGGCAGCCGCUGCUGAGGCCCAGGCGGCGGCUGUGGCGGCAGCGGAGGCCGCCGCGGCGGCGGCGGAGGCGGCGAAGCAGGCGGCUAGGGCGGCGGCGGCGGCGGAGGCCGCGGCGGCGGCGGUGGCGGUGCGGUCUCCCUCAGGUCGUCAGGUCAAGAUCGACGAAAUGUUUUCACCCCGUUCCCAGCAGCAGCAGCUGCAACCACAACAGCCGGCAUCGGAGGGUACUCGACAGCGGCCGCAACAGGAGGCCGUACGGACGGCGGCGGCGGCGUCGGGGAAUAUGGAGGCGGUGGUUGACCUCGUGAGCAGCAGCAGCGGAGACGAGGCGGAGGUUGACCAGCCGCAACAACAGCCGCAACAGCAGCAGCAGCAGGCGGAGGGGGCUGUUAAACGCAGUGGGAGUGUGGGCCGCGACGGCAACGGUGACACUGGCAGCGCGGAAGGUACGGUCGGCACCGGCUGCACCUCACCCUCAGCCUCACCCUCACCUCCGCCGGUGUCACCGCCGCCGCCACCACCACCGCCGCCUCCUGUGCCCCUCUUGCCGCAUGCGAACCAGCAUGUCCCUGCUGAGACCGCCGCCGCUGACUUCGCCGCUGCUGCGGCUGGCCCAGCCCGCGUAGCUACGGGCAUGCAGGCGCUGCCCUCGCAGGGCGGUCUGCCGACUCAGGUCUACAUGACGACGACCACGACAACGGCGCCUGCAUGCGGCAGCGGAGCGGGCGGCAGCCUGGGGCAGCAGCUCAAUUCGGGCUCGGCGGCGGUGCCGGCGGCGCAACAGCAGCAGCACCCACCCAUGCAGCAGCAGCAGCAGCAGCACCCGCCCAUGCAGCAGCCGCAGCACCCACCCAUGCAGCAGCAGCAGCAGCAGCACCCACCCGUGCAGCAGCAGCAGCACCCGCCCAUGCAGCAGCCGCAGCACCCACCCAUGCAGCAGCAGCAGCAGCAGCACCCACCCAUGCAGCAGCAGCAGCGGCAGUGGGGGCCAGCGCUGCCACAACACGCACAGCUGCAGCAGCAGCCCCAGUGUUUGCUUCAGCAGCAGUGGCAGCAGCACCACUGGCAGCAGCAGCCGCAGCACCAGUGGCAGCAGCCGUCAUUUCAAGGGCAGCAGCAGCCUCAGCACCAGUGGCAGCAGCAGCCGCUUCAAGGGCAGCAGCAGCCUCAGCACCAGUGGCAGCAGCCGCCGCCGCUUCAAGGGCAGCAGCAGCCUCAGCACCAGUGGCAGCAGCAGCCGCUUCAAGGGCAGCAGCAGCCUCAGCACCAGUGGCAGCAGCAGCCUCAGCACCAGUGGCAGCAGCAGCCUAAGCACCAGUGGCAGCAGCUGCCGCCACCGCAAUACCACCACCAUCAGCAGCAGCAGCCGCAGCAGCCUCACCACCCCCAGCUGCAGCAGGACCCCCGGCAGCAGCCCUGGGAGCGCCCCGGCGGGGAGUGCUGCCACUGCAAGCAGGGGGGGCACUGGGCCGAGUACUGCCCCAGCCGACAGCGGACGUGAUGAAGGGGCGCAGGUGCAGGUGCAGGUGCCGGGGGGGGGCAGCAGCGGAGUUGGCAGCCGUGGGAACGAGGUGGGCAGCGGGUGGUGAUGUUGAAAUGGGAUGUGGGAUGUGGGCAGCGUAACUCGGAAGGACGGGUGGGAAGCGACAGCAGCAGCAGAUGAAGAGGGGGGCAGCAGACGCGUUGAGGAGGGCAGUGAGCUCUCAUGCGGCGCUGGGUCGCUGCUGGGGUGUGUGGAGUCCGGGGGCGGUCUUGCCAUCAUGUGUCAGGAAUGUCUGUCAGGCGUCCCUGGCGCGUGUGUGCAGGGCACCGAAUGUGCAGGAGACGUUGGUUGUGCCUUGUGCGCCGAGAUGAUGGGCGUAGAGAGAUGCACAGGUGCAGAGCAGUGCAGUGCAGUGCAGUGCAGGGCUCUCCCCGCUUGCAGGCAGGGGACACGUGCCGCGCAGCAUGGCAGGCUAGCUGAAGCCACAGCUACAUGUUCAGGCUAAAUUCUUCGAAGGAGGAACUACAUGCCAAAUUUGCAGCAGAGGCAGUAGAAUAAGGCACCUUGCGCGUGUUAUGGAAAAUAUUUUUGCAACGUUUGCGCAGAACUGUUGCACCUUUGUAUAAGAUUGCGGAUGCAAGGGUGGUCUUCCUUUCCACGGCUUUUGGCAAGGUUGCUUAUCCUCGCCGGAUUGCUCAUGCUUUUAGCACUGUCCGUGGGCUUUUGACUUCUUUAGCUGCUGGGGGACCAUAGCAGGGCAAAACAACCGGACGGCUGGCUCCAGCAUAUCCUCCCGUGCGGGUGUGUCGGUAGCUGACUUGACACCGGAAGUGCAUCAUGCAAGGCAUGCAGCCAUGCUGGGAGAGGACACUACUUCCAUGCAUGUUGUAAUCCGGCCCUCAUG
Molecule: messenger RNA, 6723 nt
Organism: Astrephomene gubernaculifera
Lineage: Eukaryota; Viridiplantae; Chlorophyta; Chlorophyceae; Chlamydomonadales; Astrephomenaceae
Source: the annotation of a GenBank genome assembly